UCAUCGCUAGCAGGAACUGGUGGAUCUCGUGCGCGCCGAGUACUACAAGCCGGCUAGCAUGCCGCUCAGAGCCGGACCCGAUUUCCAAUAAUUCCCCGCAGAAAGCCGCGGUGUGUGCAGGAGCAGGGCCCAGCUGCAGAGAGGAAGACGCCGAAGCGAGCAGGGGAGUGCGCGAGCCGGAGCGGAGCGUGUGGCCGCGGGAGAGCCUUCCUGAGCGACCGACUCCAGAACAUGGCGGAGCAGCACGCCACCUCCGAGUGCAGGCACAAAGCGAGCCCGGGCGCUGGGGGCUCCGUCUCGGGCAACGGGCGACCCAACACCGCGGCUGCGUGUGGCGGCGGGGGCGGAGGCCUGUCCGGCGGGUUGACGCAGCCGGCGGGCUGGCAGUCUCUCCUGUCCUUCACCAUCCUGUUUCUGGCCUGGCUGGCGGGCUUCAGCUCCAGGCUCUUCGCUGUGAUCCGAUUCGAGAGCAUCAUCCACGAGUUUGACCCCUGGUUCAACUACAGAUCAACUCACCACCUCAGUACUAAUGGAUUUUAUGAAUUCCUCAACUGGUUUGAUGAGAGGGCAUGGUACCCACUUGGCAGGAUUGUGGGUGGCACGGUGUAUCCUGGACUGAUGGUGACAGCAGGUUUAAUCCACUACCUGUUGAACCUGCUCCAUGUGACCGUGCACAUCCGCGAUGUGUGUGUGUUCCUGGCUCCCAUCUUCAGUGGCCUCACUGCCAUCUCUACAUUCCUGCUGACGCGGGAGUUGUGGAAUCAGGGGGCUGGACUGCUUGCAGCGUGCUUCAUCGCUAUAGUGCCCGGUUACAUCUCUCGCUCUGUCGCCGGCUCCUUUGACAAUGAGGGCAUCGCUAUCUUUGCCCUGCAGUUCACCUACUACCUCUGGGUGAAGUCUGUUAAGACUGGCUCAGUCUUCUGGACCAUUGGCUGCUGCCUGUCCUACUUCUAUAUGGUGUCUGCAUGGGGAGGCUAUGUCUUCAUCAUCAACCUGAUCCCCCUACAUGUGUUUGCGCUGCUCCUCAUGCAGCGCUACAGCAGAAGGCUUUAUAUUGCGUACAGCACCUUUUAUAUAGUGGGCUUGGUGUUGUCCAUGCAGAUCCCAUUUGUGGGCUUCCAGCCUAUAAGGACAAGUGAACACAUGGCUGCAGCAGGUGUGUUUGCGCUGCUGCAGGCCUAUGCCUUCCUGCAGUACCUCAAGGACCGGCUGACCAAGCAGGAGUUUCAGACCCUCUUCUUCCUCGGAGUGUCUCUGGCUGCUGGGGUGGUUUUCCUCACGGUUAUUUAUCUGACCUACACAGGCUACAUUGCGCCUUGGAGUGGCCGGUUUUACUCGCUGUGGGACACAGGGUACGCCAAGAUCCACAUUCCCAUCAUUGCCUCGGUUUCGGAACACCAGCCCACGACCUGGGUCUCUUUCUUCUUUGACCUGCACAUCUUGGUGUGCACCUUUCCUGCAGGACUCUGGUUCUGCAUCAAGAACAUCAAUGAUGAACGGGUCUUUGUGGCCCUCUACGCUAUCAGUGCGGUGUACUUUGCUGGAGUGAUGGUGCGUCUCAUGCUGACCUUGACCCCCGUGGUGUGCAUGCUGUCUGCCAUCGCUUUCUCCAGCGUUUUUGAGCACUAUCUGGGCGAUGACAUGAAGCGGGAGAACCCGCCUGCUGAGGACAGCAGUGAUGAGGAUGACAAGAGAAACUCAGGAAAUCUCUACGACAAGGCAGGGAAAGUGCGUAAGCAUGUAUCUGAGCAGGACAGACCAGAGGAAGGUCUUGGGCCCAACAUUAAGAGUAUAGUGACCAUGUUGAUGCUGAUGUUACUGAUGAUGUUCGCUGUGCACUGCACCUGGGUCACCAGCAACGCUUACUCCAGCCCCAGCGUAGUGCUGGCAUCGUAUAACCAUGACGGGUCGAGGAACAUUCUGGAUGAUUUCCGGGAGGCGUAUUACUGGCUGAGGCAGAACACUGACGAGCACGCACGGGUCAUGUCUUGGUGGGAUUAUGGAUAUCAGAUAGCAGGCAUGGCUAACAGAACUACGCUAGUGGACAACAACACCUGGAACAACAGUCACAUAGCGCUGGUGGGCAAGGCCAUGUCCUCCAAUGAGAGUGCAGCGUAUGAGAUUAUGAAAUCCCUGGAUGUGGAUUAUGUUCUCAUCAUUUUUGGUGGAGUGAUUGGGUACUCAGGAGACGACAUUAACAAGUUUCUGUGGAUGGUGCGCAUUGCAGAGGGGGAGCAUCCUAAGGACAUCCGGGAGAGUGACUACUUUACCCCUCAGGGAGAGUUUAGAGUAGACAAGGCCGGAUCUCCAACUCUACUCAACUGUCUCAUGUACAAGAUGUCUUAUUACCGCUUUGGGGAGAUGCAGCUGGAUUUCCGCACUCCACCCGGGUUUGACCGGACGCGGAAUGCAGAAAUUGGCAACAAGGACAUUCGUUUGAAGCACCUGGAGGAGGCAUUCACCUCUGAGCACUGGCUGGUGCGCAUCUACAGAGUGAAGAAGCAGGAGAACAGGCAAGCUCUGGACCACAAGCUCCGCAACGUUGCAGCCAAACAGAAGUACACCUCAAAAAAGACGGCCAAGAGGAAGCGUGGAUACGUUAAAAACAAACUAGUGCUGAAAAAGGGCAAGAAACUGAAUAAGAAGUCAGUUUAGGUGUCAAACGGAAAAGGUGAAAUGGCUAAUGAGGCAAAAAAAGACAAUGACAACUGCAACCAGUAAUCCACCAAUCAAAAAGAAGAGUAAACCAGUCGUCUGGCGUCCGACCACCUGAAAGUAUUUGAUUGGAGGCUUUGAUGCUGCGACUGCCACGACGACGCGGAGGCUGAGUGAUCUGACUGAGGGUUGGAAGAGAGAGCCUGGACAGGGAUCUCUGUUGGUUUUAAUCUGAAGAUUCUGGACUUUUUUUUGUCUUUUUGUUUUUGUUCUCUUUUUUUUGUUCUUUUUUUGUACUUGAAUGUGUUGGUAAGGCAGCAGUUCAGCUGUCCUGUCCUUCGAGUUGGAAACCCUGUUUUUGUGGUACAGUCUAACCUAAUUCACCACAACGGUAAUAUAAAAUGAAGUGAUGAAGCUGCGCAAACCUUGGAGCAGUAGCACCAAAGAGAUCCCUUUUUUGUGUUUUUUUUUUUUUUGUUUUGUUUUGUUUUAAUUUCUGUUUUUCAGAGCCUGUUCUAACUUGUUAGUUUUUGAUAAAAGAAAAUACAGAAAAUAAUAAAAGCUAUGGAGUAAGAGGGCUGUGGAAAGUGGUCUGCAGUACUGAGGGCCAAAAUCCCUCCUACCUGUUUCACAGACAGAAUGCAGUGAGGUCUUUGUGACUUUGAAUGUGUGAAUAUAUCUCAACACAGCAGGCAUUGCGAAGGUCUGAGUCAUUAGUAAUGUGUUUAAUUAUUAUUACUGUGGUGAUUUUUUUUUUGUAAAAUAUACAUUUUUUCUGUUCAUUUUUUUAUUGGUUAUAAGAAGCUUAUGCAAUAAUUCUAAAAAUGGAAGUUUUUUGUUAGUUUUUUUAUUUUUUAUAAUUUUUCCCCGUCCCAUCUCUUGUCCAGUGGUCCUGCUGCUUGGUUUCAGCAGUGCCCCAGGGAAAGUGAAUGCUGUAUAGAUAGACAGAUGUUGGAUAAAGGAUGUUCUUCCCCUCUUUGUCUGCUGUGUUGGGCCUUGUAGGAAUCUGUUCUCUCCCUCCCCCUAUUUUUUUUUCUAAUGACUGUCUCUCUUUGCCUGUCAGGAGCAAGUGAGACUUGUGUUAGUUGUAGGGUUUUAUAAAAUGCUGCAUUACUAGCCUGAAUGCACUUUGGCUUAGUUCACCUUCAAGUGGAUCCACUACUGAGUAGCAUGCGGGUGAAGAGUGCGUAUACUUAGUGACGAGUUUUCUGUUCUGUUUUCUUUUUUUUCUUCCUCCUGUUUAGAGUGACAAGUUUGCAUCUCUUUCACAUCAGGUUAAUUUCUCUCUUUGCUUCAGGUGGACGGUCAUAGUUUUUGUUUUCAUUUAUUUUGUUUUCCCUUUCCUCAGUGCACUGCUUUUGCUUCAUCUCUUUUUGUGUGAUUUGAGAGGGAGGUUCUAGUCAUUUUUGAGAAAGAUGCUGACUCAUCCUAACAGCCAUUUGCCUAACAUCUAUUUCAUACUUAAUGGACUCUAAUGGUAUUUAUUUAUAAGAACAAAAAGGAAGUAGAGAGAUAGAGAGGGCAGCAUCUUGUCAAGAAAUGAAGAAAACAUGUCUCUUGUUUAAAAUUGGGGUUUCUUCCAUGAAUUGUAAAAAAAAAAGAAAGUAAGAAAGAAAGGAUGCUAAUGUCAGAAUGAGCAAUGCCUUUGUGAUUAAAAGAGUAAAUGAAAGGUUCUGCCUUAUCUCUGCGGACCAUGUUUGCACUUUUUUUUGUCAUCUGUUUACCUUCUCUGCUUCAAUCCAACUCUGGCCAUUUAAAGAUACACAGAAGUUUCAUAAUAAAAGGAUAAAUGUGUUUUAAGUUA
Messenger RNA from Astyanax mexicanus (Mexican tetra), 4459 nucleotides. RefSeq names its product STT3 oligosaccharyltransferase complex catalytic subunit B (gene stt3b). Lineage: Eukaryota; Metazoa; Chordata; Actinopteri; Characiformes; Acestrorhamphidae. Gene Ontology annotation, cellular component: membrane. The transcript is spliced from 16 exons. Gene Ontology annotation, molecular function: dolichyl-diphosphooligosaccharide-protein glycotransferase activity. Gene Ontology annotation, biological process: post-translational protein modification. The coding region runs from base 232 to 2655 and encodes 807 amino acids. The record is from RefSeq and is a predicted model, not a curated record.